Messenger RNA from Jatropha curcas, 2891 nucleotides. It is a transcript of the gene ABCG7, whose product is annotated as ABC-2 type transporter family protein. Gene Ontology annotation, cellular component: membrane. Gene Ontology annotation, biological process: transmembrane transport. The record is from RefSeq and is a predicted model, not a curated record. Gene Ontology annotation, molecular function: ATP binding; ATP hydrolysis activity; ABC-type transporter activity. Lineage: Eukaryota; Viridiplantae; Streptophyta; Magnoliopsida; Malpighiales; Euphorbiaceae.
UUUCCUUCCCUCUUGUUUUAUUUCAUCUUUAAUCCAAACAUAGUAUCGAGUUAAACGACAUCGUCUAAAAAAGUGCAUGAAAUGAUAAAUUUUAUCUCACCAGAGUACAGAACGUGAAUCCGUUAUCGCAAACGGGCCAGUAGGUAGUAGCUUUAGCUUCUGCAGGUCGCAGCAGUAGCAAGAGGUUGAAGAUAGAAAGAUAAUGGUGCGUUUUGGCGGGAAAAUGGCGGGCCAGGUGGUGAGGUUUGGCGGGACUGGUAUUGGCCAGGUUCUGGUGGCAGCCGCGGUGUCUCUUCUGCUCCGAUUGUUUUCCGGACCAGGCCCUGCUUUGACACCGGAAGACGAGUUCGAUGACGAUGAGAUGAACGACGUUAACGGAGACGAUGAAUCUGGAAAGGCUCCGGUUCUGGGGAAAGUUGUUCCGGUUACUAUCCGCUGGACCAACAUCACGUGUUCUCUUUCUGAUAAAUCCUCUAAACAGGUGCGAUUUCUGUUGAAAAAUGUGAGUGGAGAAGCAAAACCUGGAAGAUUACUUGCAAUCAUGGGGCCUUCUGGAUCAGGAAAAACGACUUUGCUCAAUGUCCUGGCAGGGCAACUAAUGGCAUCAUCUCGUCUGCAUUUAUCUGGUCUUUUGGAGGUCAAUGGGAGACCUAGUUCUAACAGAGCUUACAAGUUUGCUUUUGUGAGACAGGAGGAUCUUUUCUUCUCACAGCUUACUGUGAGGGAGACACUGUCUCUUGCUGCAGAACUUCAACUUCGAGAUAUAUCUUCGGUGGAAGAAAGAGAUGAGUACGUGAACAAUCUGCUGUUCAAGCUAGGCCUGGUUAGUUGUGCUGAUUCAAAUGUUGGUGAUGCAAAAGUUCGUGGGAUAAGUGGUGGUGAAAAGAAACGUUUAUCACUGGCAUGUGAACUUAUUGCAAGCCCAUCUGUCAUUUUUGCUGAUGAACCCACAACAGGACUUGAUGCUUUCCAGGCAGAGAGGGUAAUGGAAACUCUUCGACAACUGGCUCAGGAUGGACAUACUGUCAUUUGCUCCAUUCACCAACCCAGAAGUUCAGUAUACAGUAAAUUUGAUGACAUCGUUUUGCUAACAGAGGGUGCGCUUGUUUAUGCUGGUCCUGCACAUGAUGAACCACUGACAUACUUCUCCAAAUUUGGGUAUCGUUGCCCUGAUCAUGUCAAUCCAGCUGAAUUUUUGGCUGAUCUCAUAUCCAUUGACUACACUUCUGCUGAAAGUGUGUACUCUUCCCAGAAAAGGAUAGAUGGUCUUGUUGAGUCAUUCUCACAACAAUUAUCAACAGUCCUUUAUGCAACUCCCCUUAAUACAAGGAAGAGCUACAAGUAUGGCAUGAAGUUAAGCAAGAAAACCAUUGUAAAGCGGGAAGGUUCUUGGUGGAAGCAAUUCUGGCUGCUCCUUAAACGUGCAUGGAUGCAAGCUUCUCGUGAUGGACCAACAAACAAAGUUCGGGCAAGAAUGUCAAUUGCAUCAGCUAUAAUAUUUGGGUCUGUUUUCUGGAGAAUGGGAUUAUCUCAGACAUCAAUACAAGACAGAAUGGGAUUGCUCCAGGUCGCAGCAAUAAAUACAGCAAUGGCUGCUCUCACCAAAACAGUGAGUGUGUUUCCCAAGGAACGUGCAAUUGUGGAUAGAGAGCGUGUAAAGGGAUCUUAUGCAUUAGGGCCAUAUCUUCUCUCUAAAUUGAUAGCUGAGAUUCCUGUUGGAGCUGCUUUUCCAUUAAUGUUUGGUGCUGUAUUGUAUCCCAUGGCACGUCUUAAUCCCACUUUGUCCAGGUUUGGAAAAUUCUGUGGAAUUGUAACUGCAGAAUCAUUUGCUGCAUCUGCAAUGGGGCUAACUGUUGGAGCAAUGGUUUCAACCACUGAAGCAGCAAUGGCAGUGGGACCAUCUCUAAUGACAGUAUUCAUUGUAUUUGGGGGGUAUUAUGUCAAUGCAGAUAAUACACCAAUCAUCUUCCGAUGGAUACCACGUGUUUCUCUGAUAAGAUGGGCCUUUCAAGGGCUUUGCAUCAAUGAGUUCAGAGGACUUAAGUUUGAUCAUCAACAUUCAUUUGAUAUUGAAACCGGUGAACAGGCACUUGAGCGGCUCUCUUUUGGAGGAAGCCACAUUAAUGAAACCGUUAUAGCUCAGAGUAGAAUUUUACUAUUUUGGUAUUACAUUAGUUACCUUCUCCUUGAGAAAAACAAGCCCAAAUACCAACAGCUCGAGCCACCGCCUCUUGAACAUAUUGAACCACAGCUACAGCUUGAGCCAUUGGAUCCUGACCAAGAAGAACAACUCAAAUUUGAUCCUGUUUCACCGAAACAAGAUGAAUCAAACCAGCAAUAUGAAUCACCUGCUGUUGACCAAAUCCGACCAUUUGUCUUAGAAGGUACUAAGUAAAGGAGAGACGUCUUUGCAAUUAAGGAGGGUCUCGUGCCUUUUUCUGAGCUGAUAGAAAUAGACAACAAUAAAAGUUCAUUUCUAUGUAUAUCUGAAAAACUGAAGCAGCUCAGAAAUCUCACUUGUAAUGUAGAAUGUCGCUGUAUAAUUAAAUGUCAGGCACUCAUCUUUCUCUUUCACCGGCGAAAAUCCUAUUUCAACAUGUGCUGUGCUUUCUGCUGGUUGAGGCUUUACAACUUGGCUUGCACAGAGUCAAAUUAUCGCAUAUAAGCCAUUGAUUUUUGUUUUGUUUUGUUUUUUUUUGACAUUUAGAAUAUCAUGAAGUUUGAAUCGGAGUAUGAAAUCUGUUUUAUUAGGUCAGUUCAAGGCACUCAUAUAAAACAUUGUUCCACUAUUCUUUUAAUGGAACGGUUGUAUUGUAGGUUAGCUUGCUAAAAUGCACCUUCUUUGUCUGAUGAAAUUUCACUAUUUGUUUAAGAAAAUCUUGGUUAAAUAA